Molecule: messenger RNA, 2294 nt
Organism: Porites evermanni
Lineage: Eukaryota; Metazoa; Cnidaria; Anthozoa; Scleractinia; Poritidae
Source: the annotation of a GenBank genome assembly
GUUGAUGAUAAUGCUGGAAGUCCAGAUUUGAGUAAUUAUUUGAAAAAAGAUGGUAGCGUUGCUAUGACUGGUAACCUAAAUCUUGGAAACAAAAAAAUAGUUGAUCUCGCUACUCCAACAUCAAAUACAGACGCCGCAACAAAGAAAUAUGUAGAUGACAACACAGCUGCCCCAGAUUUAAGUGAUUACUUGGAAAAAGAUGGUAGCGUUGCUAUGACUGGAGAACUUAAUGGUGGUGGUAAUAAAAUAAUAAAUAUUGGUAAACCACUCCAAAAUAGUGAUGCUGCAACCAAAAAGUAUGUUGAUAAACUAGUUCAUAGUACAGCAGUUCAACCAAGUCAUUAUAAAAAUGAGUUUGCUUAUCUUAUGUCAAGUGGGUCUCAAUGGACUGAUGAAAUAGAUGGAAGAGUUAGUUUUAUUAUAAAUAGGAUAGAUGACUUACCACCAAACAAAGGCAACUUUCACGAUUAUAAUCACAAAGUUAUUUACAUGUAUAUAGCUAGAAAUAACAAUAAAUAUAAGUAUAAGAUGGGAAUUAAUUUUUACAGAAUACCUGCAAAUACUGAUUACACGUUGUGUUUGGAAAUACUCAACACAGAUUAUAAUCUUUGGAAUAAGUCUCAAAUAAGUGUUGACAAAGGAACUUCAAAAGGAUUAUCAAUUGGAAAUGUAGGUAUAAGAAAAUUAUCCCAUAGGUAUACUGAUUCAAGAGGGCAAACACAAACUAUGUACUACCAUAGAAUAAUAGUUAAUUUCCGAAAGUUGUCAUCUGGUAAUAAGUUCUUUCUUCACAUUCUUGUUGAUAUUUCAAACAGAGGAUAUAAUAUUGCGAAAUAUCCGAGCGUUUUUCAGGGAGUUUACAUAAUUGCUUAUGGUAUUGUGGGUACAUUUAGCAAUAUCGAUCCAGAUAAAGUUUACGACUAUCACACCGCAUUUGAUAUUAAACCAACAGAAGUGGUGUAUAAUGUUGACAUUAACGCAAAUCAAAAAGAAAUUAAAAAUAUCAAACUUGAUCGAAACAGUGACAAUAGUGCUGCAACAGUUGCAUUAGUAAAAGAACUAGCUCCUCACGCUAAAAAUAAUUUGUACAGAAAAUAUUUUGAAGAAGUUUUUGAUUUUACUAAUGCAACUAAUUACAAAUUAAGUAGAGGAGUAUCUGGCGUUGUUUUUAACUAUUUAGAGUCUAUUACUGGUAAUCCUAUAAGAGAUAUGGGUAUACCUGAUAGAACCAUAGAUGAUAUAAGAGAAAAAGGUUUAAAUGUUACUAAUUUUGUUAUUGGUUUUAGUCCUCCUGAUUAUAUUACGAAAUAUAGUUUAUGUAUUAUUUUUUAUCAUUGGAGAAAUAGAAAUUUUAGCAUAACUAAAAAAAAUACAGAUAAUGAUAAUAUUUUAGUAAAAUUGGAUUAUAAUAAAUCAAACAAUAAAGUAACUUUAACUGUCAAUAAAACAACUCAAAAUUUUACCAUGCUAAGUAGUUUUAAUGGAAAAAGGAUUGUUGUAUGGCUGUUAGAAAAUUUUAGUACAAAUGUUACAAAAGUUAAAAUAAGUAACUACAGCUCGACAUUAACUAUACCAGCCGUUCAACAAUCCUAUUUUCAACAGUUUAAUUUUACAACUGAUGAUGGAGUAUUAAGUAAAAUAAUGUAUUCUCCAAACUUUUACGACACUGACUCUGAGCAAUAUCACAAAGUAAUGCUUCAGGAAAAGUUAAAUGGAUCUUAUAUAGUAUAAGGAAACCUAUGGUUCCAUCCUCCCUUGGAUACGCCGCAUUAAUAUACACAAAAUAAUAAAUGAAAAGAAAUAGUAGUAUAAAAAAGAGUAUUUUUAAAUUUAAUCAUAUCGACAAAUCUUUAUCAGAAGAGCAAAGAGAAACUAGAACAGACCUUUAUAAACAUUAUCACAAAAAACAUUGGUGUUAUAAGAAAUCUUAUAAAAGUUAUAAACUUUUAGAUAAAAUUUUUUCUAUUUCUAGUUUAUCUCUUAUUGCUGUUGGCACUAUCACAGGGGGAUUAACAUUAAAUCCUAUUAUUCUUGGAGUAAUAAAUGGAGCAGGAAUAAUUGUGGGUGGAAUUACAAAAAAGAAGGAUUUUAAGAAAAAGAUAGAAACAACAAAACUGGCUUAUACCACUUAUGAAAAAGUAUUAGUAGAACUACGAUCAGCACUCAGAGGAGAUGAGUGGAAUAAACAAGAAUUUAUAGAUAGAAUUAAAAUUCUAGAUGAAAUGAUAAUUGAUCAAUGUCCAUCGAGUGUUGAUAACUUUGCAGAGAAGUAUAAAAAUAAAUUUAAUAUAUGA